Molecule: messenger RNA, 4049 nt
Organism: Argiope bruennichi
Lineage: Eukaryota; Metazoa; Arthropoda; Arachnida; Araneae; Araneidae
Product: zinc finger protein 28-like
Exons: 4
Coding region: 832-2079 (415 amino acids)
Biological process (GO): regulation of transcription by RNA polymerase II
Molecular function (GO): DNA-binding transcription factor activity; RNA polymerase II cis-regulatory region sequence-specific DNA binding
Source: RefSeq, a predicted model, not a curated record
UGGACUCGUUUUAGAGUGUUGACGAAUUUAAAGGAUUUCAGGCUCCGAUGGAUGUCUGUUAAUAUCGCUUGUCAUGUAUUUUAUUUAUUUAGGAUGAUGAUGGCAUGUAGCGCUUGAAUAUUGAAAUAAUUUGUUCCACCUUCUUCCAUUCAGUCAGCUGAUUGAGUUGACCCAAGAAAUAUCAGCUACGAUGAAAAAAUAUCAUCCAAAAGUUUUAUCCUAACAACAGCAGGAAGCUGCAGUGGCAGGUUGUGACAACUUGAGGCUACAAGUGCUGAGUUAUUCUGAGGCCCUUCUAGGUGUCUAGAAAUAACGAAGUGAACAAGUGCAUCGCUUCUGAAACGCUAACUGUAUUAAAAAUUGUCGUUUGAAGACGUUUUGCUCAAGGGACCGUGAAAAAAAGCAGUGAAGAAGAUAAGACUGAAAUUAUAUAUGCUGUGUCAUUUCCGUCCUUCCGUAAUUUCCUUCCUUCAACUAAAUGGUAUAAUUAAAAUACUCUAUUACUGCAAUAUACACAGAAGUAUGCAAUCACACUAAGGAUUUUAAAGAACAAUCUGUAGGUCCGAGUGAAAUAUAAGUCUUACAUUUCUGGCCUAUAUAAUUGGUCGUUUUGUCAGAAACAAAAUUUCGAGACGCAUACAAGAUACAAACUACUUACUGGAUUCUUAUUAAAAGAUUUUAUUCGAAGCAUUAUGUAAAAAGCGUUUACUAACGCAUAUGAAAUAAAAUAAAAAUCGAGUCGUUGUGAUAUCUGCUGCAAAAAGUUCCCCGAUCAAAGAAAUUUCAGGUGAAAUUUAUGCGCGCAUAGUAAAGAGAAAAAGAUUUUGUGAGAUGUGUAGUGAAGCAUUUGCAGCGCAGGAAUAUCUACUGAAGAAUAUGAAAGAACCAUUUGUAUGUGAGAUGUGCGGAAAAGUGUUUUCAACUAAGUGGAGUUUAAAGAGCCAUUUGUUAACGCAUACAAAGGAGAAACCGUAUGCCUGUCAGAUGUGCAAUAAAGCCUUCACUCGGAGCGGAUAUUUAAAGGAGCAUAUAUUAACGCAUACAAAAGAUAAACCUUUUGUUUGCAAUGUAUGCAAUAAAGAGUUUUAUCGCCAAAAAAGUUUAAAGGCACAUUUAGAGACGCAUAUGAAUGAGAAACAAUAUGUUUGUGACGUGUGCAGUAAAGUGUUUUCUCAGAAAAGAAGCUUAAUGAGGCAUUUACUGACUCACACAAAGGAGAAACCGUAUGCGUGCGAGGUAUGCAAUAAAGGAUUUACUCGACCUGGAAGAUUAAAGGAGCAUUUACUUACACAUACAAAAGAAAAGCCAUAUGAAUGUAAUAUGUGCAGUAAGGCAUAUUCCCGGCAGGAAUAUUUAAAGACGCAUUUACUGACGCAUACGACAGAUAAAUCAUAUACCUGUGAUAUAUGCAGAAAAGUGUUUUCGACUAAAUAUACUUUAAGAAGCCAUUUGUUGACGCAUACAAAGGAGAAACCAUUUACAUGCCAGAUGUGUAGUAAAGCUUUUUCUCGAAGUGCCAGUUUAAAGGACCAUAUGUUGACACAUACGAAAGAGAAAUCUCAUGUUUGUGACGUAUGCAAUAAAGCAUUUUCUCUCUACAAAACUUUAAAAAUACAUUUAAUGACACAUAUGAAAGAGGAACAAUUUGUUUGUGACGUGUGCAGUGAAGUAUUUUCCCGACAAUCAAGUUUAAAAGAGCAUGUAUUGACGCAUACGAAAAAGAAACCGUAUGUCUGCGAGAUAUGCAAUAAAGCGUAUUCUCGGCCGCGCCGUUUAAAGACACAUUUAUCUAAGCAUUCAGAAGAAAAUCAGUAUGCAUGUCACAUGUGUGAUAAAACAUGUGCCAAUCUAAGCUCUUUAACGAGGCAUUUACUUGCGCAUACGAAAGAGAAACCGUACGUUUGUGACAUGUGCAAGAAAGGGUUCUCUCAACCGGGAAAUUUAACAAUACAUUUACGGACGCAUACGAACGAGAAACCGUAUGUAUGCCAUAUGUGCAAUAAAGCGUUUUCUCAGCAGGGAACUUUAAAAAGACAUUUACUGACGCCACACGGAGAUAUCAUCGGAGGUCUAAAAUAAAACAUUUCCGAUUGCAUUUCAAUAGAAAUGCUUAGUAUUCCAUCGUAUGUAAAUGAUAAAAAUAUGGUUUCUAUUCCGGAUAGCAUAUUUUCUCUGCUAGAAAAUUCAAAAAUAUCUGUUCUGACACAUAUAAAUGGGAAACCAUAUACCUGCAAACUGUCUUACAGAGCAUUUUCUCUUCGGUUAAAUUUCAAGACGUAUUUACUGAUAAAUAAUUUCUUUUAUCUACACUUGAGCAUUUUGUGAUCAAAGAAAAUUUUAAAACUAAAUUUAUGAAUGCAUAUUUUCUCUUUUCAUUUACAGAAUUUAUUAAUGACUCAUUGCAUAAUUAAUUAUAUGCAAAUGCAUCAUGACUUUACGCCUUUAAGACGCUUAGUAUAGUCAUCUUUCAAGAAUAAGAAUACUUGUUCAUUUUUGCAAUCCUGAAUUGAUUUGGCGAUUUUCAAAUUCGACCAACAUCUCCAAACUCUAUUUUACUCAAGAUGCCAAAAUAAUUGGUAACUUUGGUGUGGUUUUAAAAAAAAAAUUUAUUUAUCGUGUGGGCCUUAAAAAUAAAUAAUUACCUGAAUAAAAGAAGAAAAAAAUAUUUAUCGAACUCUGCAAGAUAAUGUGAUACAUCUUAUUAAUUCACACUAAUUCGCAUGCUUGUUACCGAAUAAAUAAGAUAUUUUUAUGUGUAAGAAAAAUAAAGAAAUAAUUACUGACAUAUAACAAAGAGAAAGAAAUGUUUCUGCUAAUUAAGUAAUAGUGCAUUUUCUACACAAGCAGAAGGACGCUUUUGUUUGUGCAUGCUUAUAUUUAACUUGUUUUAUGAAAGAUUUCAUGAGAAGCCUACGUAAUCAUUCAUUGACAGAUACGAAAGAGAAAUUACACGAGUGUGACUUUUUUUAACUGAAACAUUCUUUUUUUAAAGAAACAUUUACUGACACAGGCAAAAGAAACAAUGUAUGCACCCUUUCGGAUGUGAUUCUUAAGCCAAGAGUUUUCUCUGGAGAAUAAUUUGACGCGACUGGUAGUCUGCGAAUGGUGAAAAUGUUUGUGAUAUGUGAAUUUAAGACUGAGUGCUGACCAAAAUUUGCACUCUAUUUAAAUCUAACUCAUUCUUAAAUUAUAUUUCAAGCUGGUGUUGUUGUUGUUGUUUUAAUUUUUAUUUGAAAAGCUUAAAUGGAUAUUAAAAAUUGAUUUUUCGGUACUUUUGCAUUAGCGGAACCGCAGAUUAGCUAUAAAUCAAUCAGAAAAAUUUAUCCAACAGUAAUAUUGUUUAUAAUUUAAAAAAAAAUACAUACAGCUACCAUGUAUAUGUGCAUUAUCUCGUUUACGCCAUUACUUAUCACUAGGCUUCAACAGAUUUUUGUCCGCUAAUGGAAAAGUACAGAAUUUUUAUUUACUUACAACCAAUUUUUAAAUAUUAAAAUAUUUGUAUGAGUAAAAGAAUGUAUAGUUUGUUUCAGAAUAUUAUAGAUCUAGAAAUCUUUUUUUAACUGCAAAAUAAAAAAAUAAACUUUUUUUAAAAAAAUAGCUUAUGAAGGAAUAUUAUCAUGUAUACGUUGACAUAUUUACUAAACAAAUAUUAAUAGUAUAGUGUUUUUUAUUGAAAGUGUUCUUACCCUUUACUGCAUAAAGCAGUGUUUUUGAUUCAAGCAUAAAUUUCGUGUGAAGACCGUAUACCAAAUUUCAACCGUCUAGCUGAAAGCAUUUUUGAGUUAUCGUUGUCUCAGAGAGACAUUUCUCAAAAUUGUGUUCUUCGAACUCAGGAUGGUCUAAAACGUGGUGAUUCAUCAAAAUCUCGAUUUCGAAUUCCCCCCCCCCUUUUUUUUUUUGACGAUUACUAUACUUUCUCUAUACUAUGUAUGCAAGAAAGUAAAAAUUGCCACUUAUAAAUCGACUUCAUUUGUCUUCUAACUUUAUGUUUAGAAAGUAAACUUGAUAUGUAUAUAUAUAUAUAUUAGAAAUUGUUCAUUGUUUCAAAA